Molecule: messenger RNA, 2331 nt
Organism: Rotaria sp. Silwood2
Lineage: Eukaryota; Metazoa; Rotifera; Eurotatoria; Philodinida; Philodinidae
Source: the annotation of a GenBank genome assembly
AUGUCAUGCUUAGAUCGUCAUUUUAAUUUUAAUGAUGUUUGGAUAAAAGUAUCGGAAGGUCUUGAACAUGUUUAUCGAACUAAAGAAAUGCUACCUACAGAAUAUGUCGAAAUUUAUCGUGUGAUUUAUAAUUAUUGUACAAAUACUCAACCGCAAAGCUUUGGAUCAGAAAUACCUAGAAAACCCACUAAAAAUAAUCGAAAAAAUAAUGUACAUGAUGGAGCUAAUAUUAUUGGUGAAGAACUAUAUAUCAAAUUGAGAAAUUAUUUAAAAAUUUACGUGGAAGAAAUUUUUGAAAAAGGAUUUGAUUUACAAGAUGAAAGUUUACUUCGUUUCUAUGCUACAAACUGGGAAGAUUAUCGAUUUUCAAGUAAAGUAAUAAAUGGCUUUUGCCACUAUCUAAAUCGACAUUGGGUACGACGAAUGCAUGAUUUAGGAAGAAGAAAUGUUUAUGAAGUUUUCACUAUGGCGAUGGAAGUUUGGCAGCUUGUUUUCUUUCAACCAUUGCAAAGUCAAAUAACAUUACCAUGUCUUCAAUUAAUCAAUACCGAACGUCAAAAUGAAAUUAUUAAUACUCGAUUAAUUCGUGCAGUUGUACAAAGUUAUAUCGAACUUGGCUUCCAGGAAAAUUCAUCUGUAUCAAAUAAUAGUCAUCAAAUAACAUCUCCAACAUUGAAAAUUUACAAAGAUUACAUGGAAGUACCAUUUCUUCAAUAUACAGAACAAUUUUAUCGUCAGGAAGCAGCUAAUUUUCUUGUUCACAAUUCAAUGUCUGAAUACUUGAGAAAAAUACCACGAUGGAUUGAUGAAGAAUUACAUCGAAUAGAAUCAUAUUUACAUUCAUCAACAUCAGCACCUUUAAUUAAAAUACUUGAACAAAUAUUUAUUCUUGAUCAACUUGAAGCAAUCUAUACUGAAGCAAAAAUACUUUUACACAAUGAAAACUAUUCAGAUUUCGCAUUUCUAUUCAAAUUAGUUGGUCGAGUACCAAAUACGAUCGUUGAAUUGAAAAAAAUUGUUGAAGAAAAUUUUCGUCCAAAAGCUAUUGAAUCUAUCGAACCAAUCAAUAUCACUGCAAUUAAUGCUCCGACAGAGUAUGUUAAAUUAAUUCUUAAUAUUCAUAAUGAAUUCUACAAAGUUGCACAAAUUUUUUUUAAUAAUGACGAACAUUUUAUUACUGCUAUUGAUAAGACUUGUAGAAAUUUUAUUAAUAAUAAUGUAUUAACAGAAGCUACCGAUAAUGCAAGAAAACCAGCUGAAUUAUUAGCUCGAUAUUGUGAUAGGCUUUUAAGAAAAGGAAGUGAAAUUGAACGAGAACUAGAUCAGAUUAUGAUAGUUUUUAAUUAUAUUAAAGAUAAAGAUGUUUUCGAAAAAUUUUAUGGUAAAAUGUUAGGUAAACGUUUAGUAGGUAAAUUAAGUGCAUCGAAUGAUUAUGAAGAAUCAAUGAUUUUAAGAUUAAAAAAUGUAUGCGAUUUGACAUAUAUAUCAAAAUUACAAAAAUUACUUGAAGAUGAUAACGUUAGUAAAACAUUAUUAGAUCAAUAUCGAAAGUAUUGUGAAAAAGAGAAGAUUGAUGAUAUUGUCGGUUUUACUGUGUUGAUUCGCAGGUCAAAUUCGUUGUCAUAUUCCGCAUCAUCAAAUUUUAUUACACCAAUUGAACUUAAAAAAACAUUUGACAGUUUCACGAAGUUUUAUAUGGAACAACAUAAUGCACGUAAGUUGAUAUGGCUUCAUCAACACUCCAAAGGAGAGUUACAAAUAUUGUACACUGACAAAAAAUAUAUUCUAAAUGUGUCAAUAUAUCAAAUGGCUAUUUUACUUCUAUUUAAUAAAUUUUCAAGUUGGACAGUUGAACAAAUGCAAGAUAAAACACAAAUCAAAAUUGAUUUAUUCUUGCAAGUUCUUUAUAGUUUAUUGAAAAGUAAAUUGAUUACAUGUUCUGAAGUCAAUCAUAAUCAACUUGAUGAAGAUUUUAAUGAAAGUUAUAUUAAAAUGAAUUAUACUAUUUAUAUAAAUGAAAAUUUUCGUAGUAAAAAAAUACGAUUAAAUUUAAAUGUACCAUGCAAAUCAAUCGAACAACAAGACAAUGAAAAUUUAUAUCGAACAAUUGAUGAUGAUCGAAGAGCCAUUAUUCAAGCUGCAAUUGUUCGAAUAAUGAAAGCUCGACAAACUUUAAAAUAUGUAUUAUUAGUACAGGAAGUUAUUCAACAAUUAAGUUCACGUUUCGAACUGAGAAUACCGAUGAUCAAAAAAUGUAUUGACAUAGUAAUUGAAAAAGAAUAUAUUGAACGACACCCAAAUGAACAUGAUAUACUACGUUACUUGGCUUAA